Tricharina praecox is the source of this 1314-nucleotide messenger RNA. RefSeq names its product pyridoxal-dependent decarboxylase. The transcript is spliced from 3 exons. Gene Ontology annotation, molecular function: ornithine decarboxylase activity. Gene Ontology annotation, cellular component: cytoplasm. NCBI's taxonomy places the organism in Eukaryota, Fungi, Ascomycota, Pezizomycetes, Pezizales, Pyronemataceae. The coding region runs from base 1 to 1314 and encodes 437 amino acids. The record is from RefSeq and is a predicted model, not a curated record.
AUGGCUCCCGUCGCCCUAGGUACUUCGCCCGUUACGUCGAAGCUGUCGCCUCAGCAGCGCCGCUUCAGUCAAUCCAAUGCGUGCACCAGGUCCCUGGCUCAGGCCAUGAUCGGCCAUGCCCUUCAGACUCACAUCGAGAGCAUCGACCCCGACGAGUGCGAUGCUGGUGCCGAAGAUGCCUUCUUCGUUGCCGACCUCGGCGAAAUUUACCGCCAGCACAUGCGCUGGAAGGUUAACCUUCCCCGUAUCGAGCCCUUCUAUGCUGUGAAGUGCAACCAGGAUCCUAAAGUCCUGCAGCUUCUCGCCGCGCUUGGCACCGGCUUCGACUGCGCUUCGAAGACCGAGAUCCAGCAAGUCAUCGAGAUGGGCGUCGACCCGAUGCGCAUCAUCUACGCCAAUCCCUGCAAGACGGCCUCAUACGUGCGCUAUGCAGCCGAGGAGAACAUCCGCAUGAUGACCUUCGACAACCCAGAAGAGCUCUACAAGGUCAAGAAGUUCUUCCCCGACGCGAUGCUGUUCCUGCGUAUCUCGACCGACGACUCCAAGUCCCUCUGCCGGCUGAGUCUCAAGUACGGAGCGCCUCUCGACAGCACUGCCGAUCUCCUUCGCUUGGCCAAGGAGCUCGGAUUGAACGUCGUCGGUGUCAGCUUCCACGUCGGGUCCGGAUCGUACGACCCUACCGCAUUCGCUACCGCCGUUAAGGACGCCCGCAAGGUCUUCGAUGAAGCUGCCGAGAUUGGUUACGACCUGCGCACGUUGGAUGUCGGUGGUGGAUACGGGAACGACAACUUUGAGCAGAUCGCCAGCGUUUUGGGACCGGCGGUCGACAAGUACUUCCCGUCGAGCGUCCGCGUCAUCGCCGAGCCCGGCCGCUACUACGUCGAGAGCGCCUUCACGAUCGCCACCCACGUCAUCGCCCGUCGCACCGUGCAGGACGAGUUGAAGGCCGGUCAACAGUCCUACAUGCUGUACAUGAACGACGGCGUGUACGGCAACUUCUCGGGCAUCAUGUUCGACCACCAGAUCCCCGUGCCGAGGGUGCUGAAGCGCGGAUCCGAUUACCACUACAACUCACCGCCGACCCGCGGGGUGCAGCUCACCGAGUGCUCCGUCUGGGGCCCCACCUGCGACGGUAUCGACUGCAUCUCCAAGUCGUGCUUCCUCCCGGAGGUCUUGGAGGUUGGGGACUGGCUAUACUUCACUAACAUGGGAGCCUACUCCAAGUGCUCAGCCACCAAGUUCAACGGUUUCAGCGACGAUCAUCGCGUGAUCUACGUCGUGUCGGAGGCCGGAGCUCAAGCCAUGCUUGCCUAA